ACUACGUCUACUUCGAGAACUCCUCCAGCAACCCGUACCUGAUCCGCAGGAUUGAGGAGCUCAACAAGACGGCCAACGGGAACGUGGAGGCCAAGGUGGUGUGCUUCUACCGGCGGCGGGACAUCUCCAGCACCCUCAUCGCCCUGGCGGACAAGCACGCAACCCUGUCAGUCUGCUAUAAAGCCGGACCAGGGGCCGACAACGGCGAGGAAGGGGAGAUCGAAGAGGAAAUGGAGAACCCGGAAAUGGUGGACCUGCCCGAGAAGCUCAAGCACCAGCUGCGGCACCGGGAGCUGUUCCUGUCCCGGCAGCUGGAGUCCCUGCCCGCCACCCACAUCAGGGGCAAGUGCAGCGUCACUCUGCUCAACGAGACUGAGUCGCUCAAGUCCUACCUGGAGCGGGAGGAUUUCUUCUUCUACUCUCUCGUCUACGACCCGCAGCAGAAAACCCUCCUGGCGGAUAAAGGAGAGAUCCGAGUAGGAAACCGGUACCAGGCGGACAUCACCGACCUGCUGAAAGAAGGCGAGGAGGACGGCCGCGACCAGGCCAAGCUGGAGACCAAGGUGUGGGAGGCACACAACCCGCUCAUCGACAAGCAGAUCGACCAGUUCCUGGUGGUGGCCCGCUCUGUGGGCACCUUCGCUCGGGCCCUGGACUGCAGCAGCUCCGUCCGACAGCCCAGUCUGCACAUGAGCGCCGCGGCCGCCUCCCGGGACAUCACCCUGUUCCACGCCAUGGACACGCUUCACAGGAACAUCUACGACAUCUCCAAGGCCAUCUCAGCCCUGGUGCCGCAGGGCGGGCCGGUGCUCUGCAGGGACGAGAUGGAGGAGUGGUCUGCGUCAGAGGCCAACCUCUUCGAGGAAGCCCUGGAAAAAUACGGGAAGGAUUUCACAGACAUUCAGCAAGAUUUUCUCCCGUGGAAGUCACUCACCAGCAUCAUCGAGUACUACUACAUGUGGAAGACCACCGACAGAUACGUGCAGCAGAAACGCUUGAAGGCAGCCGAAGCGGAGAGCAAGCUGAAGCAAGUGUAUAUUCCCAACUAUAACAAGCCAAAUCCAAACCAGAUCAGCGUCAACAAUGUCAAGGCCGGCGUGGUGAACGGCACAGGGGCACCAGGCCAGAGCCCCGGGGCCGGCCGGGCCUGCGAGAGCUGUUACACCACACAGUCUUACCAGUGGUAUUCUUGGGGUCCCCCUAACAUGCAGUGUCGUCUCUGCGCAUCUUGUUGGACAUAUUGGAAGAAAUAUGGUGGCUUGAAAAUGCCAACCCGGUUAGAUGGAGAGAGGCCAGGACCAAACCGCAAUAACAUGAGUCCCCACGGCAUCCCAGCCCGGAGCAGCGGGAGCCCCAAGUUCGCCAUGAAGACGAGGCAGGCCUUCUACCUGCACACCACCAAGCUGACCAGGAUCGCUCGGCGCCUGUGCCGCGAGAUCCUGCGCCCGUGGCACGCCGCGCGGCACCCCUACACGCCCAUCAACAGCGCAGCCAUCAAGGCCGAGUGCACAGCCCGGCUGCCCGGAGCUUCCCAGAGCCCGCUGGUGCCGAGGCAGGCGGCGCGCAAGCCCCUGGACGCCGUGCUCCGGUACCUCGAGACCCAUCCCCGCCCCCCGAAGCCCGACCCCGUGAAGAGCGUGUCUGGCGUGCUCAGCGGCCUGACCCCCGCCAAGGCGGCGCCCGUCAUCAACAACGGCUCCCCCACCAUCCUGGGCAAGCGAAGCUACGAGCAGCACAACGGGGUGGACGGCAACAUGAAGAAGCGCCUCUUGAUGCCCAGUAGGGGUCUGGCAAACCACGGGCAGACGAGGCACAUGGGACCAAGCCGGAACCUGCUGCUCAACGGGAAGUCCUACCCCACCAAAGUGCGCCUCAUCCGCGGGGGCUCCCUGCCCCCCGUCAAGCGGCGGCGGAUGAACUGGAUCGACGCCCCGGAUGACGUGUUCUACAUGGCCACCGAGGAAACCAGGAAGAUCCGCAAGCUGCUCUCGUCCUCCGAAACCAAGCGCGCUGCCCGCCGGCCCUACAAGCCCAUCGCCCUGCGCCAGAGCCAGGCCCUGCCGCUGCGGCCGCCCGCGCCCGCGCCCGUCAACGACGAGCCCAUCGUCAUCGAGGACUAGGGGCCGCUGCCCCUCCCGGGCCGCCUGCCCUCCGCCAGCCCGGGGCGGCCCCUCCCCACCCGACCGCUGCCCGCCCUCCUCAGUUUGGUAGAGCCCCCCCCCCCCCCCCGCAGAGAAACUGCUCCUUCGGUGGACACGUGGACGCGUCAGGAGAGGAGAAGUGCGUUUAACUUAUUCCGAGAAUGCCGAGGAGUCGUUUUUAGCUUUGUGUUUACUUUUUGGCUGGAGCGGAGAAGAGGGGCCGCCCCGUGCCCCUGAGCUGCGGGGCCUCUCGCCCGGAGGCCGGGCCCCAAGGUUUCGUUGUGUUCUGUUGAAGGUGCCAUUUUAAAUUUUAUUUUUAUUACUUUUUUGUAGAUGAACUUGAGCUCUGUAACUUACACCUGGAAUGUUAGGACCGCGCUGCCCGGCGGGGUUGGCCCCUGUCUUUUCAAGUAAUUUUCAUAUUAAACAAAAACAAAGAAAAAAAUCUCAUAAAAAGAAAAAAAGCCAA
Propithecus coquereli (Coquerel's sifaka) is the source of this 2610-nucleotide messenger RNA. RefSeq names its product metastasis-associated protein MTA1. Gene Ontology annotation, molecular function: transcription coactivator activity; chromatin binding; histone deacetylase binding. Gene Ontology annotation, cellular component: NuRD complex; nucleoplasm. The record is from RefSeq and is a predicted model, not a curated record. NCBI's taxonomy places the organism in Eukaryota, Metazoa, Chordata, Mammalia, Primates, Indriidae. The transcript is spliced from 20 exons. Gene Ontology annotation, biological process: negative regulation of transcription by RNA polymerase II; double-strand break repair; response to ionizing radiation. The annotation marks the transcript as partial.